ACGAUCACCGGACCGGCGGGAAUAUUUGCACCCAUAACCAAUGCAGCACACAAUACACACACAUACCGGUACUCUAGCUAACUACAUACGCCACUCAAGCAGAUCACUUCAUACCCAAACCCCCAGACAGGACAGACGUGUCGUGAGAGCAGUGCUUAAACAUACAAGAGAAUAAGGGCUACACCUUUUCGUUACCCGGUGUCUUUAUAACAGCACCAGGAAAUGGCGGUAAGGAUGGUCCCCACGAAGAUGAUCACGAAACAUAGGAAGACAUUCGUGGUCAUCUUCGUCAUGUUUUGCACGUUCAGGAGCAGUGGCGAUGACGACGUUUCCGUAUCCAUCACGCAAACGAGUGAAGAAACAUGGCUGUCGAAUACGCUAAAUGAACCUGAAAUACUGCGAUUCAAGAAAGAAAUGUCUCUCCCUCUCCCCAAAAACGUCAUCCAGGACAUUCACUCGUUUCUUCACGUCGACGCCUCGUACAAAGCACUAACUUUAAGUGAUAAAAAAUGUGCUUUCCCAGCCAACAUAGAUUCAGGCGGUUCGGACUACUCACCCAAUAUUACGGGAUCCGAGUUCCUCCAAACAGAACGGGUGAUCUUCAAAGAGCACAGAUCGAUAGCCCAAAGACUGACUCGCCAAGCUAAUGUCCAGUUGAGACAGAUUCUGGAUGUGGAGAAGUCCAUUGAACUUGAUAAUAGAAACAGCGAGUUGGAUGCGGAAUCGGAUCGACCAAAUAGAAUGGGAAUGAAGAUCGACUCGAACCUCUAUUUCCCAGGGGGGCACUGGAUCCCCCUAAACUGCACACCAAAAUGGAAGGUUGCAAUCAUCAUUCCGUAUCGCAAUCGAGCCUACAAUCUCAAUGUCUUUCUGAGGAACCUGGUACCCUUCUUGAGGAAUCAACAACUGGAGUUCGGAAUAUUUAUUGCAGAGCAGGGAUCGUCAGAAGCAAUGAAUCGAGGUUUAAUGAAGAAUAUCGGAUAUCAAAUGGCGCAGCUUAGUGGUACAAAGUGGGACUGUUACAUAUUCCACGACAUUGACUAUGUUCCUAUGAAUAUUACCAACUACUACGGUUGCGACGACCAUCCAAAACAUUACGCUACCAGGCUUGAAGAAUUCGCUUUUGGCAACCCAUACCUUGAACAUUUUGGAGGCGUCGUGGGAUUAACUGGGGAACAGUUUGAAGAGAUUAAUGGCUACUCCAACAUGUAUUGGGGAUGGGGUGGCGAAGACACUGAUUUGUAUAAGAGGGUCAAGUCUGUCGAGUUAAACAUUACCAAAUCAGAGGAGGGAUACUAUCGUGAUUUAUGGCAUAAAAAGAAAACACAGACGGAGAAAUGUGUACGUAGACGCUGUCUUAAAGAUAACGCAGUUGGCAGGAUGGGAAUUGACGGCCUUUCGAAAAUCCGUUAUGAAAAUUCCGCAAACAUCUCCUUCUCCACACUCUACACACUAAUAAGCGUUGAUGUGCAACGAAGCGGCUGGAAUCAUAACUUCACAAAAUGUCGCCUAUUCGUCGGGAAAAGAAGCAAUCACCUGUUCGCUAUCGCAUUCAUCGUGUGCUAUUCGGCUAUCAUGAUUGUAAUUUUCGCCUGCUCCAUUUUUGGUCUAGCUUUGCGAGAUAUGAACAGUAAAGAAGACGAUAAUGAAAAAUUGAUAAAUAUAGGAAAGGAAAAGGGGACAGGAGAAAAGGACACCUAUAAAUUGCACCACCAUUAUUUUGAUGACUUCAAGUUGAAAAAUGUAUGAUUUGAACAAAGAUCUGACAUUUCAAAGAUUAUGCAUUGUUACCAUUAUACCUUGAAAUGAAGCCCAUAUAAUUUGUUGUGCCUAAAAUACUCUUUACCUACUUGUUCAGUAUACACUUCUAAGGAAGUUUAUAUAUUUUUACCUUACAACCGGGGACGUCCGUGGUCUAGCGCUAACCGUGUCAAUCAGUCCUUCACCCGGGGGGCCACUUCCAUUUACGAGUGGAUACCAUGCGCGACCAUGGGGUCUCGAAAAGCACCCUAAACACG
Molecule: messenger RNA, 2018 nt
Organism: Lytechinus variegatus (green sea urchin)
Lineage: Eukaryota; Metazoa; Echinodermata; Echinoidea; Temnopleuroida; Toxopneustidae
Product: beta-1,4-galactosyltransferase 5-like
Exons: 9
Coding region: 223-1749 (508 amino acids)
Biological process (GO): carbohydrate metabolic process
Molecular function (GO): UDP-galactose:glucosylceramide beta-1,4-galactosyltransferase activity
Source: RefSeq, a predicted model, not a curated record